GAGAGGUCCCCGGGAGGCCCCUCGCAGGCCGUAGCCGUUUGGGCCACAGCCCCUGCCGCGUCGGCACAAGAGCUCUCCCCGGCCCCUGCGGGCCCUGCCCACGUUCUCUCGGUCUUGGAUCCUGGGCUCUCCUGCCCCGCCUGCCUCCCGCAUGGCGGCCGCUCUCGCUCCCGUGGUGCGGCGGCUGCUGGCUGCGCUCGCGUGGUCGGCCGUGCGCGCCGAGGGCUGGCGGGCCGCUCCCGGCCCGGCCGCGGGCGGCAGGAGCGCCUUCCAGGGCCGCCUCUCGGAGGCCCUGCAGGAGGGCCUCCGGUGCGGCACCCUGGUGACGCUGCACCGCGCCCUGGAGGUCGAGGCGGCCCUGGUGACCCUGUGGGCGUCCCUUCCGAAGGGGCCGUCCGGCCGCGUCGGGCACCAGCUCCUGCGCUACGCGGUCCACCACUACUUCCGCCACGAGUAUUCCGUCAUGAUCCGCGGCCUCGAGUCCGCCCGCCCAGUCAACCAGAGCCUGCUGGAGGCCGACGUCGUCCGGCGGCGGCUGCCCCCUCCGCUCAGGGACCUGCUGCGGUCGGAGGAGGCGCACCGCGAAGGCUUCGACCUGACGGACACGGUGCAGAUCGUCCUGCUGGUCGAGCGGGCGAUCGCCGACGACGACGCCUUCCAGCUGGAGAUGGUGUACCACAGCCAAGGACGGCGCUGGGACCGCAAGCUGGGAGCGUGGCAGUUGAAGGAGGUCCUGGAGCACUACUUGCACGACUGGCUGUACCACACCAAGUACGGCCGACCGUUUUCCGCCGACCAUGCCGCUGUCCUUCAGUUCAUCCUCGGCCAGAUAUCACUGUUUGAUUUCAACCGGCAGCGUCAGUGGAAGUCAUUCGCGGCUCAUUCGUAUUCAUUUGACGAUGCCGCUGAAAUUGUGGACAGCAUGACGAAGUCGUUCGCAUAUUUCUGGGACGGCCAUUGCAGCGAUGUGCGGCAAGUGUUGACGACUCUGGACAGGCACAGUACGGGACGGGUGGACAUUGCAUCGUUCUACCUGGGUGGACUGCAUGGCGGGGCGUCGGGAUUGGUGGAGUCUGAGGACUACUUGCAGAAGCUCGGCGUGCUGGACGACUCCAAGGCUCACGGAAAGGACGUCAUCAUCCCGAACUACCUCGAGUCUGCACCGAAUUGCGCCGCGGCCACCACGCUCUACCUUGUCUGUUGCCCGGACCACUGUGAGGACACCUACAAGGAGAUCGAGGCGGCAGUGGCAGGACCCACCGGGACCCCAAGGCAGCUCUUGGAGAUCGCGGGCAGCAUGACGUCCCAGCUGGACCUGGAGCGGGAGGAGGAGCCGGACCACCUCGGGGGUACGCUCUCCACGCUGCUGAACAUCAUCGCGUCCAAGCACGGCGGAGUGGUCCCUCUGCACGGGCGGCUCUUUGCGCAGUGGCUGCACUACGCCUUCCCUCGCGAGUGCCCCUUCCCCCAGCGGAGCGGC
This is a messenger RNA of Prorocentrum cordatum, 1480 nucleotides long. The record is from the annotation of a GenBank genome assembly. NCBI's taxonomy places the organism in Eukaryota, Dinophyceae, Prorocentrales, Prorocentraceae.